Molecule: messenger RNA, 2699 nt
Organism: Monosiga brevicollis MX1
Lineage: Eukaryota; Choanoflagellata; Craspedida; Salpingoecidae
Exons: 4
Coding region: 1-2403 (800 amino acids)
Biological process (GO): septin ring organization; actomyosin contractile ring assembly; mitotic cytokinesis
Cellular component (GO): actomyosin contractile ring
Source: RefSeq, a predicted model, not a curated record
AUGGAUGCCCUGCUUCAGCAGCAGGAGGAGGCCGCCCGCGAGCGUGCCGCGCGGCGUGCCCAGCGGGCUCUCAAGACUUCUUCUCAGCCUAACAUGGCAACUUCUGCACCUCCCACGAAACCCCAGCGCCGCAAGGCUCCCGUGGCGGCGCCACGCCCCAUGUCCGAAGUUGUGGCCACGAAGAGCAACGAUCCCUUUGCUGCUCCUCCUGUUGCUGCAAAAGCCCGGCCAGUCUCGCUGGCUAAUCCCACUCAGAGUGCGCCCAAGCCCGCGCCCAAGCCCGCGCCCAAGCCCGCGCCCAAGCCCUCGGCACGGGCCGCGCCCAAGCCCUCGGCACGGGCCGCGCCCCCCAGCAAGCCACGCGACUCGACUGACGCUGCUGCUGCAAUGAUGCUGCACAUGCUGAUGGGCGAGUCGUCGACUGAUCCAGACACCGAAAACCAGCCUCAGGGUCCCGAGCAAGCGGAAGAAGAUGCUUACUUGGAGAUCAUGAACGCAGCGGAGGCUGAGGCAAGCAUGGCCGCACCUGACGCAGUGCCAGAGGCCGACCAUUCCACUGGGCCCUCUCGAUCUGUGUCGUACCUCGAUCACGAGCGAGUUUAUGCCCACGAGCACAGCUACAUUGCCACUCCAGUGCACUCGCGCUACAACACCAUGGUGGCCGCCAACGAAAGGGCACAGGCAUUGUCCCCCCAAGCUGAUCCAGUAGCUCACAAUCAGCACUUGGACCUGAGCACGUCGGACGCUCUCCUGGAUGCUACCAUGUCGCCAUCGGCGUCAUUCAAGUUGCACCGCACAGACUCGAUGCGCCCCCGCGCUGCAACCGUGGCCCAGUUCAACCUGCAACAGCUCAACGAACAGAGCGGCCAGUCCCUCGAAGAGGCUGAUAAUAGCAGCGAUGAGGACGACAACCUGUUUGAGCCUGCCUGUCGUGGCGAGGCCAUGCCCGUGUCGGUGGAGGGCAUGCCCAGCUAUCACGAGACUGAAGAUAGCGACAAAGCUGCUCCCGAGUACGAUCUGGCCAUGGGUGAGCUUUUGAGCCCCCCUCGAAUGCCCAGUGCCUACAAGCACCGUGCCGGAUCGCCCGCGCGCACCGGCAGCCAUCAAGAGAUCAACGCCAACACCCAGCACUCAGGCAAAGACAACACGUAUUUGUCUACGGACGUGUACUGCACCCCCCGUCGGCCCCACGCUGCGCAUGCUCGUACACCGCAAAACCGAGGCAAGCUUCAGGACGUGGUCCUCUCGCCAUCCUUUCGCUCAACCAAAACGCAGUUUGAGUGGCGGCCUCAGAACAUGGUCGACAUGGCCAACGAUCUGCAGAAGCUGAACAAGGAGAUUGAUGGCCUUAACAAAGUUCUUUUGGGCAGUGACACGGAGGCGCGUGGCAUUCAGAUCAUGUAUAUGACCCGUCUGCACGAGGUUGCCCGUGCCAAGCUACAGAUUGAGCAGGAGCGCCGCGAGCACAGUGCAAGCUGGGAUGAGCCUGUGCACCCAGCCGCCCGUGACCUUUGCAUCAAAAACAUUGAGCUGCCCCUUAUUUAUUGGUCUGACAUUGAGGCACCGGAGCAUAGCAAGUUCUUCAUUUUUGCUGUUCUCUCCUACCAGAAUCAAGUGUGGGCCACAGAGAUGGUUCGUUUUGAACAAGGCACUGAUCGCAUCAAGCUGCACACGCCGGCCCGGUUUACCAACGUGACCUCUGCCUAUGAAAUCGCGUGCGAGUUCUUCAUGUAUCAGCUCGUGUGCGAGCCUGAUCUCAAGCUCAGCACUCCCAAGCGAGCUCUGCGCAAGCUCAAGGCUGCCACGCCUCGCAAGCUGGCGCGCAUGAAACAGUUUGUCAUGGACUGCCUGGCCGACGGCACCCGCCAUCCCCGCCAACGCCAGCCAUCGGCGCCCCAGGCACACUGGUCUGAGGGUCGUGGCUUUCGCCUCGCCGCCGAGUGCAAGCUGACCGCUCGCACCGCCAACAGUCACGAAUUGCGCCUUGAGGUUCAUAGCCAGGGCUUCCCUCUGACGGAGCAAAUCUCCAUCUCUCAUCGUCUUGACACUCUGAGCUUGCCGAGCUACGAAGGCCACCUGACCAUCCGUGAUGGCGUUGAGUGGCGUCGCACGUACUGUCGUUUGAUUGACGCAUACCUGCGCGUCUACAAGGACACAGAUUGCACUGAGGAGUUGCGAGCCUUGGACAUGAGCUUGCUGCUGCAACGGGAGGUUCAUAUCGCCAAGACUGAUCGCACACAAUGUGCACGAGCCAACACCUUUGACAUCAAGGGCCAGCAGGCUCUCCUGGAUGGCAACCAUGUUGAGGUGGCCUGGCGCCUGAGCACCGAUACCAAGGAUGCGCUUCAUGAGUGGCUGGCCCACUUGCAACUCACCAUGGAUUGCAUGCUCCAUUGGUGCUAAGUUUUGUGACGCCGCUCCUUCUACUUUUUUCUUUCAACACUCUGUUGUUUUCGCCAACCACUCUUCGAGGGCCUGGGCGCAGCGCACCGUUACUACUGUAGGACCUGGGUCGUAGUAUCCACGUAUCGUUUUUGUUUUUUUUGCACGUGUGAGUUGUCCAGUGUAUUCUUUAUCUUUCUUCUCCCUUUUUUUUUUUUUGUUCUUAUUCUGCUCGAGAGACAUGAAAGACAACCCCGCACACUUCGUUUCUGGCAGGCCCUCCCUUAACCUAUGAUAUAGUCGAUCCCUUGCCAAGG